AUGCCUAAAGAAAAGAAGCGAAAACGCGAACCAGGAGAGAAAAAGUCCAGUAGCAAGUCGAAAACGACACCUGAGAAGCAACAGCGAGAUGAUCGCACCAAUGGACAUGAAGUCGACACCUCCAAGCCCUCCGCAGUCUUCCAGCCCGCUGGUGGCCGGUCCUGCUCGCUGUCUGUAGCCCUCCCGGGAAGCAUCAUUGGCAAUGCAAAGUCCCAUGACCAAAAGACGUUUCUAGCUGGCCAGAUUGCGAGGGCUCUGGCGGUGUUUUGUGUGGACGAAGUGAUCAUCUUUGAUGAUGAGGACGCUGAAACUCAACAACAGCGCCCGAAAAUCAGAGAGAACGAAUACACUGCCUUUUCCCACCCAGAUCAUUUUCUGGCUCACCUCCUGUCGUACUUGGAAACACCACCUCACCUCCGCAAGGCUUUAUUCCCUAUGCACCCUAAUCUUCGAACCGCAGGUACACUUCCCAGUCUUGAUAUGCCGCAUCAUUUACGCGCACACGAAUGGUGUGAGUAUCGUGAAGGCAUCACUACUACUGCUCUUGCCGACGGCAAAGGGACAUUGGUGGAUGUUGGCUUACCUGGGUUCUUGCUGUUGUCGGGCGCAGAGAUUCCACCCAAUACACGAGUGACUGUUCAUCUAGAAGAUGAAGCUUCCAAGACUGCUGAAGCUGUUUCCCCCUAUGCUCCGCGGGAGCAAAAAGGGUACUAUUGGGGCUAUACAGUACGACAGUGCAGUUCCCUCACGGAUGUGUUCACUGAAUGCCCUUACGAUGGAGGCUACGACAUUUCGAUUGGGACCUCUGAAAGAGGACAGCCGCUAGAAAGCGUACUGGCUGAGCCACCUUUGGUCGAAGCAACUGGCUACAAUCACGUACUCAUGGUCUUCGGUGGCGUGGCGGGUUUGGAAACCGCAGCCAAGAACGACAAGAAUUGUCGAGAGAUGGGUCUCGUUGGGGAGAAAGUCAAGGAACUGUUCGAAGUGUGGGUGAAUCUGUUACCUGGCCAGGGCAGCCGUACCAUCAGAACUGAAGAAGCUGUUUGGCUUGGAUUGAUGGGUUUCAGAGGUUUCUUGGACCGCCUUGCAAGGAGUUCUGGAUCGCCCCGUGCAUAA
This is a messenger RNA of Fonsecaea nubica, 1116 nucleotides long. RefSeq lists its product as hypothetical. The record is from RefSeq and is a predicted model, not a curated record. Bases 1 to 1116 code for a protein of 371 amino acids. The transcript has 2 exons. NCBI's taxonomy places the organism in Eukaryota, Fungi, Ascomycota, Eurotiomycetes, Chaetothyriales, Herpotrichiellaceae.